Neurospora tetrasperma FGSC 2508 is the source of this 660-nucleotide messenger RNA. RefSeq lists its product as uncharacterized. Gene Ontology annotation, biological process: protein targeting to vacuole; late endosome to vacuole transport via multivesicular body sorting pathway. NCBI's taxonomy places the organism in Eukaryota, Fungi, Ascomycota, Sordariomycetes, Sordariales, Sordariaceae. The transcript has 3 exons. Gene Ontology annotation, cellular component: Vps55/Vps68 complex; fungal-type vacuole membrane. Bases 1 to 516 code for a protein of 171 amino acids. The record is from RefSeq and is a predicted model, not a curated record.
AUGUCGGAAGAACGCCUCUUUAGAUUCUCCAGGCCUGAAUGGCUUAACAGCGCGUGGGUGAGGAACGCGGGGGUUUAUGCUGCUGGUGCUUUUUUCUCCCUAGCCUUCUACACCCUCCUCGACUCGGCCGUCUGGUCCCACUCCCCCCUCAACGCCUCGGACGUGCACAUCCACUUUGUCGACUGGCUGCCCUUCAUCUUUAGCACGCUCGGCAUGCUCAUCAUCAACAGCGUCGAGAAGGCUCGACUUUCUGCCGAGAGCUUUUCCUACAGCGGCAGCGGUGUGGCAUGGAAGGCGCGCGUGGUCUUGUUUUUGGGGUUUGCGUGUCUGGCGGGUGGCAUGGCCGGUGGUGUCACGGUGUUUGUGCUCAAGUACGUGGUGAAGGAUGUCGGGUUUCCGGCGUUGAGGAUGGGGGUGGAGAACUUGGUUGCUAAUGGGUUGGUUGGGUUGAGCGCCGUCGUCCUCUGGAUCUCCCAAAACAUGGAAGACGAAUACUCUUACAACCUCGCGCUGUAAGUCACCGGGUUCGGUUCGGUUCGGUUCGGUUCGGUUCGGUUGUGUUGCUCUUAAAGGAGUAUGGCUAUGAUCGAUCUCUCGUCUCCAAGAUCCCCGCCCGCACACACACACACACAUAUAUAUACACACCACACACAGAAAGGC